Messenger RNA from Vicia faba (fava bean), 555 nucleotides. The record is from the annotation of a GenBank genome assembly. NCBI's taxonomy places the organism in Eukaryota, Viridiplantae, Streptophyta, Magnoliopsida, Fabales, Fabaceae.
AUGACGAAGGGAAGAAAAACCAAAGUCUCCGAUCUUCUGAAAACACCUUCACCGGCAGCUUCUCCGACGGAAAGUUCACCGAAAUCGCCAAUCUUCACGCGAGCAGCUUCCACUUCCAAAGGCGUGAAGAGAGUAGCCGCCGCUCUUACCACCACCACUUCACCGCCUCGGAGUACUCACAAAGCUCCGAACAACAUCUCCGACCUCAAGAGACUCGCUUCUUCAAGUAUCAACGAUCUGAAACGCCGGAUCGAUCGAUCUCACUCUGAGAUCCUCAAGGAUCUCGAAGCUUCUCAUUCGCGCCUCCACAAGCGUUUCAAGAUGCAGAGUCAAGGAUGCCAGCAAGCAACGGAAGAAGCUGAAAAGGAUUACAAGAAAUUGUCGGAACGGAUUACGGAAAGCCGAGAUGCAAUGAAGGCUUCUUAUGAAGAAUUUAUGGUUGAUGCACAGGCUACAGCAUCCCGUGCAUGCAAAACUUCUAUAACUGAGCUUUCGCAGAAGUUUGAGAAGACUAUUGACUCUCUUCGAAACCGUCAUGGGAUUACAUCUAAAUAG